Molecule: messenger RNA, 507 nt
Organism: Hibiscus syriacus
Lineage: Eukaryota; Viridiplantae; Streptophyta; Magnoliopsida; Malvales; Malvaceae
Product: small ubiquitin-related modifier 1-like
Exons: 3
Coding region: 184-507 (107 amino acids)
Biological process (GO): protein sumoylation
Cellular component (GO): nucleus
Molecular function (GO): ubiquitin-like protein ligase binding; protein tag activity
Source: RefSeq, a predicted model, not a curated record
UAGUAACCAUUACUGCACAUGGCAGCAUCCAUAUCUUUUGUCAUUUCUCCCAGAGAAGAUAUGAUCCCCCUUUUGUUUUCUUCUUUGAUUUGAAACCCAAAGCUCCCAUUACAGUUUUUGCUUCUUCCAACCUUCGUUUUCUCUCUCCUUUUCCUCAUCUAAACAACUGCGUGUCUUACAAAAAUGUCCCAAACUGGCAGCAAUGGCGUUGGUGCUACCGGAAGUGGUCAAAUCGUUAACCGUGCCGAACUACGUGAGAGGAGAAUCAGCAUUCAUAUAAGGGGUCAGGAUGGGACUCGUUUGACAUUUACUAUUCGGCACAAGCUCAAGUUAAGUGUAUUGUUUCAUAAUUACUGUAGAAGGAAGCAAUUCGACUAUCGGACUGCUCGGUUUUUUCAUGAAGGUCUUCGUGUUCUAGGGAAAUAUUCGGCUGCUCAGUUAAAUCUGGAGGACGGAGCUGAAAUUAGUUGCAUGUUUCAUCAAACGGGAGGUGGCGGCGGCUUCUAG